Molecule: messenger RNA, 2304 nt
Organism: Symbiodinium sp. CCMP2456
Lineage: Eukaryota; Dinophyceae; Suessiales; Symbiodiniaceae
Source: the annotation of a GenBank genome assembly
GUGGAGAGUGAUGCGGAGAGUGUUGCCAGCACAGUCCCGGAUAGCGAUCGUGGAGAAGACGGGCCUCCGACGGAGCCUGGACCGGAAGAAAGUGCCGCAGGGCCCUGCGAGGAGAAGGCUGACUCCGCCCCGGCAGCUCAAGAGCUGCAGAAUUCUUUGGUCGAAGAACAGGAGUCUGCCUUCCCUGGUCUGCAACCGGAGGACUACCGCGCCAGGCUCCAAGCGGCCAAGGCGGUUGCUGAGGAGCUUCGGUCGAAGGAGCCGCUUUUGCAGAACGGGCAGCGGACGGUGCGAGACAAUCCCAACUUCGUCCAGACUUUCUUCAAAGCGAGCCGACUUCAUUUCAUCGGUGUGUGGCGCGAGCGCUACGAGGAAAUCCUUGACAGCCUGCCACCGCCUCCGCCACGCCCUGCCUUGCGUGGCAAGUCGGUUUUCCUACAUAUCGACAUGGACUGCUUCUUCGCCAGUGUUGCCACCCGUGGCCGCACGCAGACCUUUGCAGGUUUGCCCGUCGCCGUGGCGUGGGGCACUGGAAGCAGCAGCGAGAUUUCCUCAGCCAACUACUGCGCUCGGGCUUACGGUAUUCGUGCUGGGAUGUGGGCCGGCGAGGCCUUCCAGUUGUGCCCAGACUUGGUGGUGAUGCCCUACGAGUUCGACGCCAUCAUGGAGACUGCGGAGCUAUUCUACAGGAGUGUGCUUGAAACCACUCCCUACGUGCAAGGCAUCUCGUGUGACGAGGUCUUCGCAGACGUCUCGCACCUUGUGCAGGAUGACGUACGUUCAUGGCAGGCUCUCGCGCGGAAGAUCCGCGCUGACAUCUGGAGUCGAAGUGGAUGCGUUGCCUCGAUUGGCGUGGCUAAAAAUCGGCUGCUUGCCAGGCUGGCGACAAAGUUUGCAAAGCCGCGACCGGGAUGCAGAAAGUGUGGAAAAGCCGCGCUGGACCGCGCUGGCGAGGAAAGCGGGCUCCGCCCUUGCGAUGAGCACGCAGGUAUUUUCCUGCUGGAGGAGAGCUCCGAGUGCCUGGCGGCGCUUCCGGCGAGGGAGCUGCCGGGCGUGGGCCCCGAGAGUGAGAAGCAGCUCCAGAAAUCUGGAGUACAAACAGUGGGCGACCUGCGAACUGUUCCUUUGGCAAAGCUCCGGGAGCUCUUCGGCGAGAAGCAGGCGCAAUCCCUUUUUCGACUUUGUCGAGGCAUCGACGACCGGCCUUGGGAUCCUCGGCCAGCUCGCAAGUCCGUGGGUGCACAGAUCGCCUGGGGCGUCCGCUUCGAAGGUUCCGAAGCUCUCCGCCGCUUUGUUGCGGAGCUGACGACGGAGGCGCUGCGCCGCCUGGAGCGCCAUGGGCGAAGGGGCAGCUCGCUCACGGUGAAGGUCUGGAAAGCCCGGCCAGAUGCCCCUCACUGCGGAGGCGUCGGCAGUGGAGGCUGCGACAUCCUCUCGCGCUCCGCGCAGUUCGCCACGGAUCCCGGCCUUGCUCCGGCUGCAGUGGAGGCCACAUGUGCAGAAGCCUGGAGGCUCUGCGAGAGCACCGGCGCAACUCCGGCACAAGUCCGUGGGUUUGGAAUCCACAUCGGUGGUUUAGAGAAGGCUCAGCCGAGCAUUCCUUCCCUGAUCGAGAGCCGCAAGCCACAAAGUCUGGAGAAAGUGAUCCUGCAUCUGGAUGUGGACUGCUUCUUCUUGGCCGUCCACGAGAAGUACGACCCUUCUUUGAAGGAAGCAGGACCACUGGUUCUGUGGCAGUACAACGACGUCAUUUGCAUUAGCCCUGAAGCAAAAGCCGCUGGGGUGAAGAAGCAUAUGCGGCCAAGCGAGGCGCAGCCCCUCGUCGACAGCAUCGGCGGGCGCAUGGUGCACGCCUUCUCCAGGCGCUGGCCAGGUCCCCGCGUCUGGUAUGGCCCCUACCAGACCAUCAGCAGGGAGAUGUUCGCUCAUCUCCACAGGCUGCUGGCUGAGGAGCCGGGUGGCUUUAUCCUGGAGCGGCUCAGCAUCGAUGAGGCCAGGGACGUCUCCGACGUCCUUGCACCAUACAGUCCUGAAAGGGUAGUCUGCUUUGUCGAGGCCUUCCUGGAAGCUUCAGAGGCCGUGGCAGGUGCAGAUCGCUAUGCGCAGGCGAAAAGCCUUGCUCAGAAGCUCGUCACAGAGCUUCAAGCGACCAUCGGAGUCCGUGUCAGUGUCGGCAUCGCUCCCAACCGCCUGCUUGCAAAGCUGGGUUCCAUCGCAGCAAAGCCGCCCCGCGGGGACGGCAUCUGCAUCGUCGAAGGUCCCGAUUCCUGUGCUUCUCCGGCAUUUGAGAGACUCGAGACAUGA